AUGGAUAAUUGGGACGAAACUCCCGCUGACCCAAUAGUGCUCAACACCGUGACUUCUAAGAGUAAGUGGGAAGGUGAAGAUGCUGAAGAAGAUGUAAAAGAUAGUUGGGACCAAGAUCCAGAAGAAGAAAAGUCGGAUGAGGAAAUUAAGCCACCUCCUCCACCACCGUCUGCUAAGAAGAGUAUUAAGAAAAUAGGAGAAAAAUUUGAAGAAAAGGAACGUAAAAAACUACAGGAGUUAGAAAAACCUUCCAAACCAUUAACACCUGAAGAAUUAUUAGCUGAGAAAAUAAAACAACAGAAAUUGCAGGAAGAAAGCGAUCGCAUAUUGGCGAAAGAAAUUUUUGGAUCUACUGGUUUAGAAACGAAAGAAGAUUUUGAUAAACUUAAGACUGAGGUAUUGAAUGUUCUUUCAGAUUCAUCAAAAAAUAGCAACUAUGUGACAUUUGCUGAACAGAUCAUUCAAGGUAUAUGUCUACAUCUUUCUUCAGGAGAUUUAAAGAAAAUUAGUACUCUAGUAAGUAAUCUACAUAUAGAAAAAACAAAAAUAGAGAAAGGUGACAAGUCAAAGAAAAAUAAAGGUAAAGGUAAAGCUAAAUUGAAGAUGGAAGGUGAUAAUGAUUAUAGUGAAUAUUCUGCAUUUACAGAAGAUUUUGAUGAUUUCAUCUAG
Molecule: messenger RNA, 669 nt
Organism: Nezara viridula (southern green stink bug)
Lineage: Eukaryota; Metazoa; Arthropoda; Insecta; Hemiptera; Pentatomidae
Source: the annotation of a GenBank genome assembly